Messenger RNA from Neurospora tetrasperma FGSC 2508, 993 nucleotides. RefSeq lists its product as uncharacterized. NCBI's taxonomy places the organism in Eukaryota, Fungi, Ascomycota, Sordariomycetes, Sordariales, Sordariaceae. The annotation marks the transcript as partial. The record is from RefSeq and is a predicted model, not a curated record. The transcript is spliced from 2 exons.
CGUACAGCUGACCUUGCUCGCUUCGCACGACACGGCGGCCCAGAUCUUCGUCAUCUUCGAGGGUACCCCGAACCCCAAGGCGCCCUACACACCAUGGGUCCGCCUAGUGGUGUUUCCACCAAGACGCCCAAGACGUCAGCGUACAAUGGUGCUUUCGAACAGCUCAUGAUUGACUACUGCAUCUAUCCUCCGUUUUAUACCUUCCCCGACAACCCGGAUGCCGAGACCCCGGAGCCAAACAAUCUGGAGGAGGAACGUGAGGUCCUUUCGAAAAGGAGGCCGUCCCUUGACUCAUCCCGCUUUACCAAGAAGGAGUUUCGCAUCUUCCAACGCAAGAACAAAGCUGCGAUUACUGAAGCUACCGUUGAGCGCACCGUGGUCCCAUUGAUUACCGGCACCUCGGACGACGACAUCCGCAAUUUGAGCAACCUCCUCUUCUCCGACCUUGAGCCGAUCGCUGGUGAAGAUGUCGUCACACCGAAGCCGGAUUUCUUCGACGGAGCUGACAUGGGAGCUAUCCAUCCAAAGAUCCGAAGUGCUAACGAGGACGGCAACCUGAGAAAGCUAAUCAUCCCCACAAACAACGUCGAUGCUCCGGUACUACCCAACUUCUUUAUGGAAUUAAAACGUCCUGAUGGUCACUCGCGCGUUGCGUGGCGACAAGCAAUGCACGUCGGGGCAGUCGGAGCCCGUGCUAUGCAUGCUUUAACGAAUUACGGUAAGGAGGAGCCGGUCUACGACGGCAAUAUGUAUACAUACAGUUCAACCUAUCACGACGGGAGACUCAACUUGUACGCGCACCACGUCGCGCCGCCGACCGCGCCAAGCGACCGGCCCAAAUACUAUAUGACUGCGGUUAAAAGUUUCGUAUUAGAAAGCGACAUGGACUCUUUUCGGCAAGGAGUUACGGCAUUCCGGAAUGCACGGGAUAGGGCGCGAUGGCACCGAGACAAUUUCAUUCGGGCGGCGAACGCAAAGGCAUGCCAGUCCGAC